ACACACACACAAGAGAAAACAGUUGAAGCAAGUGGUGCCUGCUUCCUCUUCUUAUAAGAGCUACCUAAACUGCUUAAAAACUCCCCACAUCUCUCUCUUUUUCUCUUCAAAAGAUCAGUGUUAGGUUAAUUGUUGUAGUGUAGUGUAGUGUAGUGUUUAGCAUCAUGGAGAAUCAAAGAAGUUCCCUUCUUGGCUGGGCUUACUACUGCCAAGGAAAGACAAUGGAAGAACUAAAGAAUUCCCUUUUGUUCACAAGUUUGGAGCUUGAGCAAACAAGGGUAGCAGCUCAAGAAGAGCUAAGAAAGAGAGAUGAUCAAUUGAGUCAUCUUAAAGAUCUGCUUAACAAAAUCACAAGUGAGAGAGAUGAAGCAAGAGAAAAAUGCCAAAGACUUCUCCUUGAGAAGGUAUUAUAUCAACAGCAGCAGCAGCAAAAUGAUCCUCUUUCUGGGAUUUCCAGCAUUGAAGAUGAACCCAGAAGAGCAAUUGACUCUAACAACGGCUUCUCAUCAUCAGAUUGUGAAGAAAGCAUUGUUUCAUCUCCAGUCAUUGACACAAUUCCACAAACACCUCAUCUGCCACCAGCAGCAGCUCCUCCACCAACAAUAGAGGUUGUGCCUCAAAAGCCUUUACCUGAAAAGGGGAAGCUUUUGCAGGCAGUGAUGAAAGCUGGGCCUCUCCUUCAAACUCUUCUUCUAGCUGGACCACUCCCUCAAUGGAGACAUCCACCACCACCACUUGAAUCCUUUGAAAUCCCUCCUGUUACCAUCCCUCCACCACCACCACCUCCACCACCACAGCUCCUCCACCUAGACUCUUUAAUAAACAUCAAUGGUUGCAAUAGGAAGAGGGUAAUCUUUGAUGGCUCUGAUUCUCCAACAGAGACCAAGCAUCAAAGGAUACUUCUCCACUGACCAGUGACCACUACAACAACUGAGUGAAGAUUUACACACUUUUACAAUUACAUAUAAUAUAAAUAUUUCCACAAAUCAAUUUAAUUCCAGUAAAAAUUAGUGAAGAAUGGAAAAUUCAAUGGUGGGUAUGUGACUGAUCUAGCAUUUUUGUACAGAAGGUUUGAUUUAGAGAAGCUAUUAAAGUGGAGAGACAAGUAGAGGGCUUGUUUUUGGCUUCCUUUUUUUGCCAGUCUCUUGGGUUGGAGAUCGUUGCCUUUUCUUUUUUUUUUUGGCUGCAUGAUGUGAAAGGGAGAUGGGGUUCUCCAAGAUUGCUGUGGCAUGUAAAAUUGUAACUUUAGGUGCUAGUUUGAGCUUUUGAGAGAGAGAGAGAGAGAGAGAUCUCACAAUCAAGGGUGUGAAGUUGUUGGGAUUGGAAGAUGGGAGGCCAACAACCAUGAGGUCUCAUAGACCUGCCUGUCGGGUUGGGUGGAUCCCACAAAUCAGAAUCAGGAUCUACUGCUGGUGUGAUGUAUGAUUAUAUUACUCCUUUCUGGUGAAGGUGGAAAUAUAUCAUUAUAUAAUACCUAAUUUUCUUUUUAA
Messenger RNA from Manihot esculenta (cassava), 1490 nucleotides. Its product is annotated as protein enabled homolog. Bases 165 to 911 code for a protein of 248 amino acids. The transcript has 2 exons. The record is from RefSeq and is a predicted model, not a curated record. Lineage: Eukaryota; Viridiplantae; Streptophyta; Magnoliopsida; Malpighiales; Euphorbiaceae.